GUUUCAGGAGACAGAACUUCCUUCCAUUUAUGAAUUUUAUAGUAUUCUUAAAGGUAAGAUCUUACAAGAUGACUAUAAACACGCACAGAAAUCACUAUGUUUCUGCCCAUCAUUAUUCUGGGAUGGAAUGCUUAAGAUGUCAGGAGUUAGGAUUGAACUUUUCACAGAUAUAGCUAUGCAUGAUUUUAUCAAAAAAGCUAAAUGUGAUG
This is a messenger RNA of Funneliformis geosporum, 209 nucleotides long. Lineage: Eukaryota; Fungi; Glomeromycota; Glomeromycetes; Glomerales; Glomeraceae. The record is from the annotation of a GenBank genome assembly.